AUGGCGGCGGCGGAGGAGAACAGCUCGCUCUUCCUGAUAUUCAUCCUGACCAUGAUCGCGCUGCCCCUGGUGCCGUACACGAUCACGCGGCUGUGCCACGCGGCGACGAAGAAGGCCAAGACCAUCCACUGCCGCUGCUCCGGGUGCCACCGCUCCGGAAAGUACCGGAAGUCGAUCUACAAGAAGGUGGGCGGGUUGCGGCUGUUUGUUCUGCAUAUCCAACUUCUCGACGUGGAGCAACCUUACUAUUUUGCUUCUCUGGAUCGUUGUGAUCUUCCUGAUUUACUACAUCAAACUCAGCAGCCGCGAGGUAUGGUCCAAGUAUUUGAGCCAUACAGCAUUCUUGGACUUGAACCAGGGGCAUCAGAAAAUGAAAUCAAGAAAUCAUACAGGAGACUCUCUAUUCAGUACCAUCCUGAUAAAAAUCCCGAUCCUGAGGCCCAUACAUACUUUGUUGAAUCUAUCUCCAAGGCGUAUCAGGCGUUAACUGAUCCUAUAUCUCGUGAAAAUUAUGAGAAGUAUGGUCAUCCAGAUGGGCGCCAGGGGUUCCAAAUGGGCAUCGCUUUGCCCAAGUUCUUGCUGAAUAUGGAUGGUGCAUCUGGCGGGAUAAUGCUUCUAGGAAUUGUGGGGCUUUGCAUACUCUUCCCCUUGAUGAUAGCAGUUAUUUAUUUAUCAAGGUCAUCAAAAUAUACUGGAAAUUAUGUCAUGCAUCAAACUCUGUCCACUUAUUAUUACUUUAUGAAGCCAUCUCUAGCUCCAAGCAAAGUCAUGGAUGUCUUCAUCAAGGCUGCAGAGUAUAUGGAGAUGCCAGUACGACGCAGUGAUGACGAGCCCCUGCAGAAAUUGUUUGUAGCAGUUAGAAGUGAGUUAAAUCUAGAUUUGAAGAAUAUUAGAACAGAGCAAGCCAAGUUCUGGAAGCAGCAUCCAUCACUUGUAAAGAUGGAACUCUUGAUUCAGGCUCAUCUUACUCGAGAGUCAUUUGCUUUGACACCAGCGCUAGUAAAAGAUUACAGGCACAUGCUUGAACUUGCGCCUCGUCUUUUGGAAGAACUAGUUAAGCUGAUGUUUAGGAUGGCUAUCAAUACUAGUGAACCAUUCAAGCUUACACAGAGCAUGAUUAACAAAUUGUGGCAAUUUAAUCCUAAUAAUUUACCCAUGAAAUAUCUAAAGAUUGCACUUCUACCGAGGAGUCCCAACGGUUUUGGAUGGCUCAGGCCUGCAAUUGGUGUAGUUGAACUGUCUCAAAGUAUAAUUCAGGCUGUCCCUCUCAGUGCUCGAAAAGCUGGUGGAGGUAAUUCAGAAGGAAUAGCACCUUUCUUGCAGCUGCCACAUUUUACUGAAGCAACUGUCAAAAAAAUUGCCCGCAAGAAAAUCAGGGCAUUCCAAGAACUUUGCGAUAUGUCGGAGGUGGAACGUGCCACACUGCUGACACAGGUAGCUGGACUUUCAGAAGAAGAAGCUCGGGAUGUAGAGCUUGUACUGGAGAUGAUUCCUACUGUUGAGGUGGAUAUUAAAUGUGAAACUGAAGGAGAAGAGGGCAUACAAGAGGGUGAUGUUGUCACAAUGUAUGCUUGGGUCUCACUUCAGCGUCGCAGUGGGCUAACUGCUGCCCUUCCCCAUGCUCCUUUCUAUCCGUUCCACAGGGAAGAGAACUUCUGGCUGCUUCUAGCGGACACAGCGUCAAACGAAGUUUGGUUAUCCCAGAAAAUCAGCUUCAUGGACGAGGCUACCGCCAUAACUGCAGCGUCAAAAGCUAUACAAGAUACCCAGGAAGCAUUGGGAGCAAGCCCAAAGGAAAUAGGAAUUGCAGUUAGGGAGGCGGUUGACAGAGUGAAGAAAGGCAGUAGGCUGGUGAUGGGCAAGUUCCAAGCCCCAUCAGAGGGCAAUCACAACCUGACGUCCUUCUGCUUGUGCGACGCAUGGAUAGGCUGUGACAGCAAGACUAGCUUUAAGCUGAAGGUUCUGAAGCGCAGCCGCGCGGGAACAAGAACCUAUGUGCCUGAAGAAGGGCCAGUGGCAGAGGAUGGCAUUGAGGAGGAAGAGGAGGAGGAAGAAGAGGAGUAUGACGAUUACGAGAGCGAGUACAGUGAGGACGACGAAGAAGAAAAGAAGAAGGGAAAGGGUAAGGUUGCAAACGGAGCAGCACAUCAAAGGGCAAGCUCUGAUAUAGAUUCAGGCAGCGAUGAUUGA
This is a messenger RNA of Triticum turgidum subsp. durum (durum wheat), 2190 nucleotides long. NCBI's taxonomy places the organism in Eukaryota, Viridiplantae, Streptophyta, Magnoliopsida, Poales, Poaceae. The record is from the annotation of a GenBank genome assembly.